CUUAUUACUUCGAGCGCAAGGUCCCUCUUUUUGUGUUGAGAUGACCCACGAUGCAUCUCACCCAACUCAACCAGGAGUGUCUCCUCCACCUUUUCUCUUUCUUGGACAAGGACACCCGGAAGAGUCUAUCCCUUACAUGUCACCGGUUACAAGAGGUCUUCCUGGACCACCGUCUCUGGAGUCUGCUCCGUUUCACUUCUCCGUGUCAGCUUCGGUGGGACAAUUUUGUGUUGGGACCGUCCUUGCGGUACUUGACUAUUUGCUGGUACUCCAGCAGGGUCCUGCAAGUGUGCAACAUUGAGGACUGGCUGAAGACCGCGUUUCAGAAGGACAUCUGCAGCAAACACGAGCGUGUGGUCAGCACAUUCCUGGCCCACGUCUGCCACAUGUGUCCCCACCUGCUUUCCUUAACGUUGUCCGGCUGUGGCCACAUCACUGACCAGGAUGUGACCUCUGUACUUAGGAGCUGCAGGAAGCUGCGCCAUCUGCAUCUGGAGAAUUGUGUCUGCAUCACAGACUGCAUCCUAGAAGCUGUGGUGGCCCAUGGUGUCAGUUUGCGACAGGUAAAAGUGGAUUUCUGCAGGAACAUCACUCAAGCAGGGUUGCAGGAGGUCAGAGAGAGGAGGCCGGACAUUCAGCUGAGUGCAGAGAGGAGCGCUGGCAUGAUCCCUGACAGCGUGCCCGAGGAGAGGGUGACCAUCAGGAAGACGCUGCAGAAGGUUCUGCAGUUCUCCUGAUGGAAACAGCACCACUGGCUGUAUGAACUGUGAUGAUAUAUGAACAUCUGUUUUGUACUCAGUGAUAUUGCUUUUAUGUGGCACAUUUUAUAAUUGUCUUCCAAACAAAACAAAUGACAGUAAAGUCUUAUUUUUCUGAA
Messenger RNA from Thalassophryne amazonica, 877 nucleotides. RefSeq names its product F-box and leucine-rich repeat protein 22 (gene fbxl22). The coding region runs from base 51 to 737 and encodes 228 amino acids. The transcript has 2 exons. Gene Ontology annotation, cellular component: SCF ubiquitin ligase complex. The record is from RefSeq and is a predicted model, not a curated record. Gene Ontology annotation, molecular function: protein binding. Gene Ontology annotation, biological process: SCF-dependent proteasomal ubiquitin-dependent protein catabolic process. Lineage: Eukaryota; Metazoa; Chordata; Actinopteri; Batrachoidiformes; Batrachoididae.